AUGAAUAUUGGACUUCAUAGUGCUUUCUUCUUUUCCGGUUCUAUUGGAACGUAUCCCGCAAAACGCACGAAGAAGGUUGGAAUCACUGGUAAAUAUGGUACUCGAUAUGGUGCCUCCCUUAGAAAAAUGGUCAAAAAAAUGGAAAUUACUCAGCAUAGUAAAUAUACUUGCACAUUUUGUGGCAAGGAUGCUAUGAAACGAAGUGUUGUGGGUAUUUGGUCUUGCAAACGAUGCAAAAGAACUGUUGCUGGAGGUGCAUGGGUAUAUUCGACAACAGCUGCUGCUUCUGUUAGAUCUGCAGUAAGAAGAUUACGUGAAGUUAAAGAACAGUAAAUAAAUUUAAUGAAUUUCAUAUAAA
Apis laboriosa (Himalayan honeybee) is the source of this 358-nucleotide messenger RNA. RefSeq names its product 60S ribosomal protein L37a (gene RpL37A). The transcript is spliced from 3 exons. The record is from RefSeq and is a predicted model, not a curated record. Gene Ontology annotation, biological process: translation. NCBI's taxonomy places the organism in Eukaryota, Metazoa, Arthropoda, Insecta, Hymenoptera, Apidae. The coding region runs from base 1 to 333 and encodes 110 amino acids. Gene Ontology annotation, cellular component: ribosome. Gene Ontology annotation, molecular function: structural constituent of ribosome.